AUGCAAGUCGAUAAGGAGCCCAUCCGUCCGCAAAAGAAACCCACCUCGAGCUCCGAGUCGCGCCUGAACAACCUUUUUAUCCUGCACGACCGCGACCCGGUCAUUUUGCUCGAGUACGAGAAGGAGAUCAUCGACCACCUGCGGCUCAUUGAGCAACAAACGAUGCCCUCAGGCGACUAUCUCACCAGACAGCCCCAGAUCACCGCCCUCAUGCGAUCCCAGCUGGUCGAGUGGAUCGUGGACGUACACACGUAUCUGCGGCUCCUCCCCGAGACGCUCUUCCUGACCAUCAACAUCAUGGAUCGAUACCUGUCCUCCAACUCGGUACACCUCCACAAGUUCCAGCUGGUCGCCGUGGUGUCGCUUCUGAUUGCGUCCAAGGUCGAGGAGAUCCGCGUGCCCAAGAUCCAAGAGCUCGUUUUCCUGACCGACAACACCUACGGCCGCGAGGAGAUCAUCAAGGCCGAGAGAUACAUCCUGAGCCGGCUCGGAUACGACGUUGGCCACCCGGGUCCGUUCACUUUCCUCCGCCGCAUUUCGGUGGCAGACGGGCUCGACACCAAGAUCCGGACCGUCGCAAAGUACCUCAUGGAGUGCAGUCUUACCAACGAGAAGUUUCUGGAGUGCCCGGCCUCGCUCCUGGCUGCCAGUGCCAUGUACGUGGCCAUGAAGGUGCUCAAGAACGGCGAAUGGAGCGACGCACACAUCCACUAUUCGGGCUACCAAGAGUCCGAGGUCGUCUACGGCGGCCGCCUGCUGCUCGACACGGCUUACAACCUCAGCACCAGCAGCCCCAUCUACCGGAAGUGGGCCGACGACUCCCUCAUGUGCGCCUCUACGUUCCUAACGGCCUACUUCAAGCACAUCCAGUUCACUCCGUUCUCAUCGGCGUGA
This is a messenger RNA of Polychytrium aggregatum, 894 nucleotides long. Its product is annotated as cyclin-like protein. The transcript is spliced from 3 exons. The record is from RefSeq and is a predicted model, not a curated record. NCBI's taxonomy places the organism in Eukaryota, Fungi, Chytridiomycota, Chytridiomycetes, Polychytriales. Gene Ontology annotation, biological process: regulation of cyclin-dependent protein serine/threonine kinase activity; mitotic cell cycle phase transition. Bases 1 to 894 code for a protein of 297 amino acids. Gene Ontology annotation, cellular component: cyclin-dependent protein kinase holoenzyme complex; cytoplasm; centrosome. Gene Ontology annotation, molecular function: cyclin-dependent protein serine/threonine kinase regulator activity.